UUGGACGGACAACGUGUUAACUGUAGCCGGCUGUAUGAAAUCGGCAUUGUUUUGUUUUCGUUUGUAUUGUCAGUUUGUUGUGAUUUCAUAUUUCGUCUUCAAUCUUCAACCAUGACACAGAAUUAUACUGAAAUAUUUUCUGUAUUCCAAAAAUACAUGGAAGAAGAGGAAAGUGCUAGAGAAAAGAUAAGAGAAAUUGUUAAAGAAAUUGAGCAAAACAGUAGAGAAAUAAUUACUCUUCUUCAAGGUAUUCAUAAGCCUCAAGGAUUGUCACAAAUUUCAACUCUAUGUCAGAAGGGAAGAGAACAGUUUUGCAACAUCAAAGUACUAUUUGGGAAGCUGAAAGAAAUAAUUCCUGUCGAUCAGUUUCACAGGUAUCAUGAUCAUUGGAGGUUUGUAACCCAAAGACUCAUAUUUUCAGCCUCUUUUAUUGUCUACUUAGAAAGUGGAAAACUUUUGGAAAGAGAAGAAGGUGCUGAAUUUUUAGGAGUUAGUGCAAAUCCAAAUGAUGCUUUUCACAUUGAGUUAGAUGACUUCCUUUUGGGAUUGCUUCUUUUAGCAGAUGAAUUGACUAGGCUGUCAUUGAAUUCAGCCACAUAUGGAGAUUACAACCGCCCAGUGCAAAUAUCUGAGUUUGUGUCAGAAAUGAAUGUUGGUUUCAGAUUAUUAAAUUUGAAAAAUGACUCGCUGAGGAAGAAAUUUGAUGGUUUAAAAUACAACCUGAAGAAAGUGGAGGAGGUAGUGUAUGACUUGUCGAUUCGGGGGCUAUUGCCAUCGCAGAAAUUGGAUAAAGAAACAGAUGGAAGUUCAUGAUACAUGUUAUCGCCAGAUCUGAAAUUGUUUAAAAGCACUUCAUAGAUGUACAAUUUUUUUAACUAGAAAAUUGUUUUGUAUGUAUGUUUUGUUUAAUAAACUUUU
Uloborus diversus is the source of this 918-nucleotide messenger RNA. Its product is annotated as translin-like. NCBI's taxonomy places the organism in Eukaryota, Metazoa, Arthropoda, Arachnida, Araneae, Uloboridae. The coding region runs from base 112 to 813 and encodes 233 amino acids. Gene Ontology annotation, molecular function: single-stranded DNA binding; RNA binding; sequence-specific DNA binding. Gene Ontology annotation, biological process: RNA metabolic process. The record is from RefSeq and is a predicted model, not a curated record. Gene Ontology annotation, cellular component: cytoplasm; nucleus. The transcript has 7 exons.